AUGGAGGCCAGGACCGUCGAUGGUGCGAUUGCAAUCAGCGACGCGCCCGACUCCUACAGCCGUCUCAUAUGGCUUCGGGAAGAGGAGGAGGGCGCUCCAGACGGUGUGGCGAUCGCAGCUGCCCUGGUACGCCGGCGUCGGGGUGGUCUCAUGCUCGCGGUCCCAGGGGGCAGCAUCCUCGAGACCGAGCUCGCUGCGAGCCAGCAGGAGGAGGACCAUGCCCUCGGGCCCUUCGUCAGGGCCAGAGCUCGAGGCGCAGGGCUGGCCAACCCCGCCAGUGCGCUGGCCACCGUGUCGUUCGAGAUCCUCCUCGUGGACGUCGACGAGGGCGUGCUGACGGAGCUGGUGCCGGAGGCCGUGUACUACGAGGACGAGCGGCACGCCCAGCGGGUCCUUCGGCACUUCACCCCGCGGGCGCGGCACUGGCCGCAUGGACGGGCGGUGCUGGAGGAGUCCUCGCGGGCCUUCCGCUCGCAGUUCGGCGAGGAGGCCUUUGCGGAGUUCUUCACAGCCGGAGAGGAGGAGGCCGAGUCCGCGGUGAUUGUCGGGAGGACCUCCGAGCAGCCCGCCGAGGAAGAGGCAGCGGAGGUGGCGGGCGUGCUGCGGGACGGCUUCGCGGAGUCGGACGGGCCCCUCGAGCCGCCGCCGCGGCGGGCUGGGAGGCCGCCUCCUCUGCAGCGCCCGCCGCAGCCCGCGCUCCCGCGGGCAGCCCCGCCAGGAGGGCCGCUGGCUCGCGCCGCAGCAGGGAAGGUGGCUGCGGCUCCGCUGCUGGGGAGCGGAGGCGCUCUCGCGGGGCGCUCUCCGCCUACGGCCUUCGGGGUCGCCCCUCCGCCAGCGCCGUCGGCCCUUGGCCGCCCAGCGCCGCCGCCAGGGCCGCCCUCGCGCAGCGGAGCCGUGGACUUCGAGUCGCCGGCUGCCUGGCAGGCCGUCCUGGGUCGUCACGGAGCCCCCCCUGGACCCGAGCUGCGUGGCCUUCGGACCACGGCCGCGCCCGCAGGGGCUUUCCCGGGGACUGUCGAGGACUUCGCCGGGGAGGGCGAGGACGACGCGGCCGGGGGCGGCACGGAGAUGGAGCGCUUCGCGGCCGCGCUGAUGCGAGCUGCCCGAGCCUUCAGCCAGCGCGGCGAGGAAGGCGGUGCCGGAGGCAACGACGACCUCAUGGGCCUCGGGGGAGGCAACAUCGGCGCCGGCGUGCGAGGCACGGCCCACCGCGAGGCGCUCAUCGCGGCGAGGCGAACCUCGCCCGGCAGCUUCUCCAGGUCGUUGAUGGAGGCCAUGGCCGCACAGGGCCGCUCCUCGCGCCAGCCCCGGGGCGUCGCCUACGACCCUCCCGAGCCCCGCCUAUGGCUCGAGAGGACGGGCGGAUGGUCGGAGUUCACGCCAGGGAGUCCCAACACGGUGCGGGACCUCGCCCUGAUCGCGUGGCAGGUGGCGGACAUCGUGGACCGCCUGUGGAUGAAUCAGAUCGCGGAGGCGGCGGACUCCGCCGCGCUGCUGCUGAUGGGCCUGGACCGGGCCAGGAUCGACGGAGGCAGGCUCGACAUGAUGUGGCUGUACCAGUUCGAGCGCGACCCGCCCGCCUCGCUGUUUGCGAGGGGCGGGCAGUCCGCAGUGGGGACACGACAGUUCAGCUCGCUGGCGAACCCGCGCUGGUCCACGGUGAACCUCGCCUACCUGCGGGAGCUGGACCUGCUGGAGACCAGGAGGAGCGAGCUGCAGCGACCUCAGGGGCGGACGCCGGUGCCCAGAGCCCGCGGGGCCCCCGAGCAGCCGCCAGCCCGAAGGCGCCGGUGUGAUCGGCCCCGGAGGCGGGGCCGCGGAGGCCGGCGCCAAGCCGCGGCCGCCCCGCAGGAGGCCGAAGCCGGCAUCGCCGGCAUGAGGGCCUCCCCUGACCGAGAGGGGGACACAGGAGGAGCCCCUGACGGACGGCUCCUCUGGCCAGGACCUGCCGACCCUCGCCAUCAUGUCCAGCAGCGUGGUGAAGUGGUCGCGCCGCUUUCGUGGAGCGGGUCCUUACUCCGUCGUUUGCGGGCUCUGAGGACGAACUUCUCUUCGUACAUCGGAGCCUCCGUUUGCGCUGCAGCGCAGCUUCAGCAGCGGCAGCUCGCUGGGGCAUCGCGCACCGCGCCAGUCUUCCCACUUCCUCUUCCUCCUGUUGAUGGGCUGCAAGGGGCGGCUCGCAGGGAGGGAGGCUACGCUGACCUCGACGCGAAGGUCGAGCAGCUGCUCCUCGUCCUCGUGUGCGCGCUGAACUACGUCUACGAGGGGCGGCCGCCUCGGCCGCGUGACCUUUCCUUCCUUCGGUCACCAGCGUCCUCUGUGCAAAAAGCUUGCUUGGACCGUCUGCGUUUGAUAUGUUGGAGCUGGUGUCGUGAUGGAAUUAACCCCUACCCACUCUUCGCUGGUCGUAAAGCCGAUUCUACUUCACAUCUUUUUAGCGAUGCUAUUGGUGCCUUUCAGGAGCAUGGAGAAUUGACCUCUCGCAGUGUUGGUGAAUUGGACGUUGAACAGUCAGAUGCCUAUGACAGUUAUGCACGUGCGCUUUCAGAUCAUCUCAGAGCUGUUGAUCCGCACGGACUUCAGGGCCCCCGCCGAGUUCACCCUGUCCCUGGAGCCUACGCCCCUCUCUGUCCUGAACGUCUGGUCCUUGAGGGCCCUCUCGCUCACUGGUCCAUCAGGGAUUUCUUGGAGCCUCCGCUGUCGCUUGCCUUCGACGAGCCGGGGGUCCUGCGUACUAGCCGGGUUGACCCGUCGUCGUGCCAGUGGGGGGGCGCCAGCAAGCUCCCCCGGGCCCAGCAGUUGGCCUUCUUCCAGAAGCUGGACAAGGCAGGGCUCCUUGGGUUCACCGAGGGCCCUGUGGCGGCCCAUGAGCAGUGUAACCCGUUCAACGCGUGGAAGAACGCCUCGCGGGACCGGUUGAUCAUCGACCGGAGGGGACCGAACGGCCAGGAGGGGAAGAUCGUGGGAGGACCCGCCUCUCACCUUGCUGCAGGUGCUCGGCUCUGUGAACUUAGUGUUGUUCGGGGUUCUGAAUGUCUACGGGGCUCGUCUACGGACCGUCGGGAUAUGUUCUAUCAGGAGCACGUCACACCUGAGCGCGCCGCCACUAACGUCCUGGGCCCAGCCUUGCCUAUAGACCAACUUCACAAGUCCCUUGGUGUCGAUCCUGAUCGUCUUCAUUCUGCUGCUGCAGGGGGCCGUCCAGGUCGUCUGGGUCGUCGUGCCUUUCAGGGGGACCGAUUUCUUCUGGAAGCAUCUGGACCUGAUGCUGGUCCACGUGGCUCGGGGCUCGUACACGGCACUCUGGCUUCCAAUCCCAUGGGGGACCACGCUGCCGUCGACGUGACUCAGGGCGGCCACCUCAAUCUUCUCAGGAGCUACGGCCUGCUUGCGCCCGAGAACUUCAUAGAUGGUCGUGCGCCCUUCCCCCGUGGUGACGUGGUGGAAGGCUUGUGUAUCGACGACUACCUUGUUAUUGGGCGUCACGCUUAUCCUCCAGGCGAGUCUCGUCGAGAUUUGGAGUUGUUCGAUCGUGCUGGGCGCCUGGCCUACGUAGACUCCUCGUUAUCAGGCAGUUCCUCUAAGGAGGUCAGGGACGCCGAGCGCUUCGUGGUCGUUGGCGCUGAGGUCGACUCCUCAGCUCGGAUGGUAGAUCAAGGGUACGUACCAGUUGGUGCGCCCGUCGAGCGGCGACUGCCGUUGGCGGAGCUCUGUCUUCGGGCAGCUCAGCUUCCUCGAGCUCCUGUGGCGCUGGUGGAUACUCUGGUGGGGUCCUUGGGUGCAGUGUUCGCCUACCGUCGACCCCUAUUCGUCUGCCUCAACCACGUAUACAGCUUCGUUGCCCAGGACCGCACCAUUGAUCACAUUAUCCCUCGUGCUGUCAAGGACGAGCUCAGCUUGGCCUCUGUGUUGUCGAUCGCCGCAGAGACGGACCUAACCGUCCCCUUCAGUGACGUAAUCUAUGCUACCGACGCCUCUCCUUCCUUUGGGGCAAUCUGUACAUUAGAAGUCUCGCCCGCGCUGUCGUCGGCCGUUUGGCGCUGUGGUGAACGCCGAGGUGGGUAUUCCCGACUGGAUAGCCGGGCCUGUGGAGUCCUACGGAGCGCCGGCGCGCUCCCGCACAGCAUGGAGAGCGCGCAGUGCGUCGAGUCGGAUCUCCCCACGUACGUCCGCCGCGGGAUCGCCAUGGUCUUCGACUUCAUUGAGUUUGCCGGCGGCUCUGGUGUCCUCACUCGGUACCUCGCGUCCCAGGGUGUCCUUGUCGGCCCUGUCAUUGACAUAUCGUACUGUCGGCACUAUGACCUAUCGUCGCGUCGUCUGAUGGAAUGGGCGGUGUGGAUGCUGUAUGAGGGCCGCAUCCUUACCUUUGCCGCAGAGCCUCCGUGUACAACGUUCUCGCCUGCCGCUCACCCCGCUGUCCGUUCCUACCGUCAGCCUAUCGGGUUCAAUCGCGCGGAUCCCAAGACGCGCUUGGGCAAUCUACUGGCCUUCCGCUGUAUGCUACUGAUGUUGGUUGGGCUCCGCGUAGAGGCUCCUGGUGGGCUGGAGCAGCCUCGCCUGUCUAAGAUGGCUUGGCUGCGGGAGUGGUCUCGCCUCUUGGAGCUUGGAGCCGCCGAGACCUGGUUUGCCUCUUGUGCCUACCAUGACCCUUCCCUCGAUGGAGUCGUCGUCUACCGCAAGGAAUUCCGCUGGAUGACCGUAGGCUUCCCCGAGUUCACCGAAAUGGCGGCGCGCUGUCCUAACACACGGCGCCACCGCGCCCACACACACACACACGAUUAUCGAGGGAGCGGCUACCAAAUAUAUUGCUACAUAUACCCGUGGGGUCGUCGUGGCAUUGGGAGCUCGGUACCUAGAGGCUAUCAGACGGCGUCGUGA
This is a messenger RNA of Prorocentrum cordatum, 4878 nucleotides long. Lineage: Eukaryota; Dinophyceae; Prorocentrales; Prorocentraceae. The record is from the annotation of a GenBank genome assembly.